This is a messenger RNA of Oppiella nova, 1182 nucleotides long. Lineage: Eukaryota; Metazoa; Arthropoda; Arachnida; Sarcoptiformes; Oppiidae. The record is from the annotation of a GenBank genome assembly.
UUUAAAAUAAUCUGAAUUUGUGACCAAAAAACAGUCAAAACAAUGGGUUUCGAUGUGUCGCUGAUCACUACCUGUGCCCAUAAAGUGGUCAUACCUCAGGGCGCGAAGUGUUGUUUCUGUCACCUAUUGCUCGACACCGGAGUCUUACUAUCGGGCUGUCAUCACAGCGCCUGCUAUACCUGUAUGACAGAAAUGGGUCGACACUCGCCCUUCUGUAACAUCGAUGGCAUAGUAUUCGACGCCUCCCUGUCCGCCACCCUACGCCCGAACCACCUCAUCUUUCAAUGGCUCCUACAGGUGCGGGUCAAGUGCCGCUGGUUUGACGGCUAUGUCUGUACCGUCACUUCCAUGCCAUUAGACGACGUACACCGGCAUGAGGACAGUUGUCCAAACAGACCGGGCCUACGACCGCCUGUCGACCCACUGUUGGCACCAAUGUAUCGGUGCAGACACUGCUCAUCCCUGUCCUCCUACCCAUACGUGGGUCGUUUGUGCGGGAAGUGUGGCCUGAGUUCGACCCCUCCCACGGCAAUGCACUUUCCCAUCGUAUUGCUCGUGAAGUACGUAAUGUUUGGCACAUUUGAGACGACAAUCACAGCGCUGGAGGUCAGGGAGGACUCCAUUCGUAUGAAACGUGUCGCCAAGAAUUGCCCGAAAACCAGAUUCCGCUCCAAUAUUAUCAUUCCGUUCACUGGUAUACACACUCUGUUCUACUGUACCGACCCGUCCCUACCGGUGCUAUUCAUUCAAGUGACCAAUGAGUUGAGCGCUAAAUUUCGUGAGCACCUGUCCCUCGGAGACCAGUCCCCCAAUGGACUCAAAUUUGAUGUCACUUCUAAUGACUCGAGGGAACAGUAUAUUAUAAUUAUGUUGAACGAUAGGAUCAAACAAACUCUGGUCUUAAUACUGAAGUGGAUUACUGGUGACCACUGCCUGCCAAUGGAGGCGCCCGAGGGUUGGCUACUGUUGAAUAGGGCCCGCAGUAAGAGUGAUAGUCUCCGAAAUAGCAGUCAAUUCUAUCGGUCAUACUAUCCGUGUGUAACUGACUUAUAAAUGAUGGCAAUAUCUGUCCCUUAAUUAUCAUUAAAAUUGAUGUGACAAAUAAUAUCCUAGGAAAUUGUUUUAUUAGAUAAUAAUUUAAUUAAUAAUAUACUGUAUUUAUUUAUUUAUUUAUAAUAUGAG